Molecule: messenger RNA, 2535 nt
Organism: Aspergillus lentulus
Lineage: Eukaryota; Fungi; Ascomycota; Eurotiomycetes; Eurotiales; Aspergillaceae
Biological process (GO): nucleolar large rRNA transcription by RNA polymerase I
Cellular component (GO): RNA polymerase I core factor complex
Molecular function (GO): RNA polymerase I general transcription initiation factor binding; metal ion binding; RNA polymerase I transcription regulatory region sequence-specific DNA binding
Source: RefSeq, a predicted model, not a curated record
AUGAUCGGAGACGCUGAGUGUACCGAAUGGUCCGCAGGAGGUGCCCCCGUCCGCCAAAUAUGUUUUGCGCGGACGGUAGAAGAGAAGCCGACAUGGGCCGCCGCUCGCUUUCCUCAUUCAACGAUUGUGUUCAGACCUCUGUAUCGUAGGAAGCCAGUUUCUGUGCACAUCUACCAGGAUGGUGACCGUGUGGCCCCGAGCCAUACACACUCCUCGCGCCUUGACGCGAACCCAUUGAUCGAGAUUUCGCACUCCCAAACCGGAGGUUAUGCGCAUGCCGACGUCACUUUUAACCCCUGGUAUCAGAAACAAUUGGCCAUUGUCGAUGAACGAGGAAACUGGAGCGUCUGGGAAAUGGUAGGUCGACAUAGACGAGGUAAGGGCAAUUGGACGGCUUUGUGCGUCAAGUCCGGCUCAUUACCAUGGCUUGACCUUGGCCAUUCUCAGAAAAUCAACGGCUCUCCUCGACACGAUGGAUGGGCAGUAAUUGAAUGGGUGGGCGAUGUCAACAGCUUCAUUGUGUCGGAUCGACGUUGUCCCAUACUUUAUCGGACAGAGGGUAAUGAAACUCUACCUUUUGCGAUAGAGCUUGAGCUCAAGAGGAAAUCAGAAUGGGUUUUAGAUGUCAAGAGAAGCGCUUGCAAUGUGUCACAAGUGUUCAUUCUCACAACGUCACGUAUAUUUUGGCUUGAUGUUUCAUCCGUUCUUACCGCAGACUCUCAAAAUGAUGCUUCAAGGCCGUCUCUGUUACCCAUUCUGUCUUGGCGCCAUUUCAGAGAUUCGGAGGAUACGACGUUGCGUUUGUCUUCUCUCGUCGUUUCUGAAGAAUUGUAUCUCGUCUUGUACUCUCGGCUUAAUCACGUGGUAUUGGCGUAUCGAGUUCCAAUUGCAUGGGAUGGAUACAUGCAUCUAACAUCUAUGCCGGACCCAUUCGUUCUAGAGAUCCCUACCGUUUCUGAAGAGAGCGCAGAGACUCAGAUCUCACCAAAUGCAGCUCAAUUUUCAACUCUGGUCCUCCGAGAAAUCGCACAUGCACCCUCUGCCGGGAGCAAAGAGCAAUAUGAUGCUGCCGCCAAAAUCAUAAAAGUGUUCACAAUAGACUCGCGUCUUGCGGUCCGGGAGUCGAUAUAUAUUGGCCCUGCGCGUGAGAAUGGGUUUAGGGCAGAUGACCAGCAGUUGGGAAAGGACGCCUUACGUUUAAGGAAGCGCUAUCCCGGAGUUCGGAGAAAGCAGUCUACUCGCUCGCGGGAUGACUUUGUGGUCGACGACUGGGAUGAGUCGGUCGUGAGUAGGGGAACGUUCACUGUCGCAGAUACGGGAAUUUCUCACAUAACGCCACUGGCCACUCCCCAAUGGACAACUGAUUAUAGCUCGAUCUACGCCAUUGCCUUCGGGAAGAUAAUUGCGGGGUCAAGUGAAAGCGGCGAAGAACAAGACAGAGGCUUCCAGGAUUCUAUCAAAGAACUGAAGGACAGAAUGGCCUCCGCAGACUUGACUCAUCUUCCUAAUAGUAAGACCAUGCUAGAAGUCCUUGCUGGAAGCCCUCUGCUAGACGACAUCGACCGGAAUGCUCAUGAUUAUAAUGAAUUUCUUAACGAGUUUCUGGCUCCGAGAAUGUCUCGCAAGCCCCUGACAAACAGUCAACUAUCAGUCUUUUCCCAACAGUCGUUGGACCUAUCCGGAUCCUCGAAUGUGAAACUGGUCGACAUCUACGAUCGGUUAGUUAAUGAUUGGCUUUCAACCCUUCAGCACGACAUCCCUGGGCGCUCGCGAAUUAUGAAAGAAAGGGUCAUUCGAAAAGUGGCAGCAGAGCUUGCUCUGACGCAGCUCAUUUUACGGCGUAGGCCGCUCAACGAAGCAGGCAUUGUGCGUUCGACGGAAGACACCAAUCAUGAAACAAUUGAUGACUCGUCGCCGGUGCCAGUCAAUCCUCCUUCUCUGGAAAUCGAUAAACGACGCUUAUCCGUACCGGGUUUGAUUUCUAGUGAUUAUGCAUUGGAGCCGGCAGCCAGCAAAACUACUAUCGAUAGUAACCUUGUGGCAGAAGAGCAAGAAGUAUCCAAGAGUACACAGGGAACGGAACCUGUCUACAGUGGACUAGCUUCUAUGACAACCUUCUACACCCAGCGUCCACCAUCUGGAGUUGUGGCAAACUUGCUUUCUCAUUGGCAAGUAGGUAGCGACCCGGCCGCGUAUAGUUGGCAGAGGAUGGCGCAGAUGCUGGAGGAAGAGAAUUUGCAGCGUGCCUCUAAAGCCACAACACCGAAACGGCGCGUGCGGAAAAAGGCGUCGCAAGGCACUCCAUUGAAUUCAUCACAGCUGCCUACCGUGUCUUCCAAUGCCCUUGCCGCUCGAGAAUGGGGGAGCCAGCCAGAGGUCGGCGAGCCGUCCAGAACGCUAAGAUUACAAAGUAGUCAGGCAAUUGAGGAGGAUCUACCCAUGACCCAGGUAGAAAGAGGUACGUUUGGAGGUCGAGAAGCCAGUCGGAAAACUUCCAUGAAGGCGAGGAAAAAGAAAAGAGCAGCUGGCUUUUAA